AUGAAGCUACCUAUAUUGCUAUCAUGUGUGUUAGUUAUCACUGCUGUCUGCGGAUUGAGAAAUGAGCAUGGCAGAGAAGAGCAACGACCAAAUCACUGGAAACAGGCUCGUGGACAUCCUGGUCAUAAUCGCCCAAUAGCUGAUGGCGGCAAAAAGAAUUCUCCGUCUCAUGACCGUUUUGGUGUAAGAUAUAAUAACCCGUUCUUGAACAAGGUCGAUGACGAUAUUGACAGGGAUGGCAGUAAAUUGGAGAAGAAAUUUGAUGGUCGUUCACCUUUUGGUGCACGGAAUGGAAAACCCCGCCAACCCAAUCCUUGGAACAGACCAUGGAUGCCUAGCAUAGAUAACGUUCAACCAAACGCAAGCCCAUACUUGAGGAAAGAUGGUGACGAAGAAGUAGGCUAUAGUGACAGUAAAAGUAGAGAAAUCAAAAAUAGUGAAGACUUUAGUGUGAAUGACAGAUUUAGUUAUGAAGAUACAGAGAGUUACAGCGUCGAAGAUACAGGGAGUUACAGCGUCGAAGAUACAGAGAGUUACAGCGUCGAAGAUACAGAGAGUUACAGCGUCGAAGAUACAGAGAGUUACAGCGUCGAAGAUACAGAGAGUUACAGCGUCGAAGAUACAGAGAGUUACAGCGUCGAAGAUACAGAGAGUUACAGCGUCGAAGAUACAGGGAGUUACAACGUUGAAGAUACAGAGAGUUACAACGUUGAAGAUACAGUUAGCGACAGUGAUGAAGAUAGUGGAAGCGGUAGUGGUGACGACACAGAGAGCGACAAUGGAAGUGGUGGCGCCAAUUAUAUUCCUGGAGACAUAUUAGAUAAAUCCCGUCUACCUUACUCUGGUAAUUUGCGAAGCAAAAAUAUGUUCUAA
Messenger RNA from Saccoglossus kowalevskii, 873 nucleotides. RefSeq lists its product as uncharacterized. The record is from RefSeq and is a predicted model, not a curated record. Lineage: Eukaryota; Metazoa; Hemichordata; Enteropneusta; Harrimaniidae.